Molecule: messenger RNA, 2033 nt
Organism: Bombus pyrosoma
Lineage: Eukaryota; Metazoa; Arthropoda; Insecta; Hymenoptera; Apidae
Gene: Secp43
Product: tRNA selenocysteine 1-associated protein 1
Exons: 6
Coding region: 1065-1952 (295 amino acids)
Molecular function (GO): RNA binding
Source: RefSeq, a predicted model, not a curated record
GAAAAGUUGUGGAUCUUAUGUAUAGUUCUCACAUGUAGUUCUUGAUAAAACUAUUUGUUGAAAAGUGAUAUAUGCUAAAAUUUGUUAAGUUAAAAUUGAUAAAUAAGUUAAGUUUAAAAAUGCAUUGAUAUUAUGGGACAGUAAUUUGAACAUUUUUUUUAAACUGUUAUAUUUGAAUACAUGCAAAAUCAUCAUAAAGACUAAAAAAUAUUCAAAUAAAAAUAAUUUUGUUUGCAAUAUAUACUUAUUUUUACAAUUAAGUUAGAAAUUGAUAUUGGAAAGUAUAAAUUUACAUUAUGGAGAAAUAGAAACUAUUAGCCAAACUUUGGAUUUUACAAUAAAACAUCCAUAUACAAACUUUUUCUCUUUCAAUAGCAUUUAUCCAUUCUAGAUAACUAUGUCAUUGACCACUAAAUAUCUUCAUGUUUAUUAGUAAUACAAUACAUUUAUUUUGGAAUAAUUUCUUCAUGAAAUUAAAAUGAGUCAUUCAGGGAAAUAAUAUGAAAAAGCUAGGUAUAUAGAUAUAUAAAUAAGUUCUCAUGGUUUCUUACAAAAAUAUAUUUAUUAAAAAAAACGUUCCAAUAGUUCUAAUCAAAGUCCCAUUGAAAUCUAUUAUUUUUUGCUAUUUCAUAGGCAAUAUAUGGAUUACAUUAUGAAAAAUGUUUUAUUUUUUGAGCCAAAAAAGUUAUUAACCCAAAUUCUUGACUGUGAAAACUUAUACAUCAAUAUUUUGAUAAAUAAUUUUUCUUAGUUAAUCAUCAUAUUAUUAGAGUAAUUAUAAAUAAUUUUUUGUAUAUAAAUAUGAAAUCUCAAUUUUGACAUUCAUUAUUAUAAAAAUUGUUAACAAAUUGCAAUUAUUAUACAAAAAUCAAUUACUACAGAGCUUUCUCGCAAUUAUUCAAUCCAAAUUAUGUCUUAACAUGUCUUAACGUUUCAAGUACUGUAUCUAAAGCAGCUUUUAUAUGUUGAAACAAGAUGAGAUGCAAGGAUUAAUUCCAUAAAAAUUAUUAUUAUAAGCAAAAUUUUACGAGAUUUUUCUGUUUUAAACAAUUAUAAACAAGAAAAUGUCUGGACCUAUGGUAUUAUGUCAAUUAUGGAUGGGUGGUUUAGAACCAUAUAUGACAGAAAGUUUUAUAAUGAAUGCUUUUCAUAAAAUGGGAGAACAACCACAAACAGUUAAAGUAAUGAGAAACCGUUACACUGGUGAACCUGCAGGUUAUUGCUUUGUACAUUUUCCAACUGACGAAAUGGCACUUGAUGCAAUGCAUAAAUUAAAUGGCAAAGUGAUACCUGGUUCAAAUCCAGCUGUAAGAUUCCGAUUAAAUCAUGCUAGUACCACAGGAAAACCAACAACAGAAAGAGAAUUUAGUAUUUGGGUUGGAGAUUUAUCAACAGAUGUAGAUGAUUAUUCUUUAUAUAGAGCAUUUGCUGCUAAAUAUAAUUCAAUUAGAACAGCAAAAGUAAUUUUAGACAGUUCUGGAUUUAGUAAAGGAUAUGGUUUUGUCAGAUUUGCUAAUGAAGAAGAGCAGAAGAAUAGUUUAGUUACUAUGAAUGGAUAUAGAGGAUUAGGAACAAAAUCAUUAAAAAUUUGCAAUGCUGUUCCAAGGCCUUGGAAUAAAUUAUCAGGGUCAACACCUCCACAAUCAUCAUCAGAAUAUACACCAUCAAAUUUAAAUUCAGAUGCUUACAAUUACUAUGACACAUCAUCUUACUGGAACAGUUACAGUGCAUGGCAACAAGGUUAUUAUGAAAGUGAACCUACAUCAGAUGGAUAUAAUAGCUAUAUAUCUGAUCAAAAACCUGAAGAAGAUGAAUUGGAAUUAAUUGAACAUUCUGUUCCCAUAGACAUUGAUAAACUUAAUAGAGAAAUAAUAGAACAAGAUUAUAACUUGUGGGAUGCAUUAGAAAGUUCAAAAUGGAUACCAUGUGACACCUUAGAAUUAUGUUAUUAAAACUUUCUUGCUAUACUUGUAUAACAUACACACUAUGUAUUUUUAUUAACGAUUUAAAUAAAUGUAUAACUUGUAAUAUAA